AUGGGGAAUAACAGACAACGGAGAUUCAGAACUCAUCGCGGUCAAUCAAGUCGACACCACCAACAACUCUUACUAGAAGAUGAUUCUCAAAGCUCUGUUCCAGGAUUUUGGGCAAUGCGAUGCCAAAAGGUGUACUGGUCGCAAGCUUUCAAGAUUGGGCUUGCUAAAGGCAAUCCGGCUGGAAAUCAAUGCGUCUCAAGAGAAGAUUACUCUAUAAUCCAGAAGAAAGGAUUGGCUGUUGUAGAUUGUUCAUGGGCUCGCUUAGAUGACGUGCCUUUUGUGAGGCUGCGCUGCGCUGCUCCUCGCCUCUUGCCAUGGCUUGUAGCAGCAAAUCCAGUAAAUUAUGGUCGUCCAUGUCAACUAUCUUGUGUGGAGGCCUUAUCUGCUGCUUUGACAAUUUGCCCUCGUGCCUCCAAAAAUAUUGGGGAAGAAAAAACAGCAAAUUUAUUGCUCGGGAAGUUCAAAUGGGGUCAUGCUUUUAUGUCUCUGAACGGGGAAUUGCUGAGGGCCUACUCCAAAUGCCAAAAUAGUGCUGAAAUUAUUUCUGUUCAAAAUGCUUGGCUGUCCCAAGAGAGACAGAUUCCAAGGGCUCCUACCGAUGAUGAAGCUAUUCUACCUUCCGCAUUGGUUGGUGACUUGUCACCUGGCGUGUCCUUCUUGGAAACAGCCUCCCUGGUUGUGGGGGUAACCCUGGAUUCGGUCACGAUUAAGCAAUGGUCUACCUUUUUAUCUCUCACGUUUGAAGAUGAGGAUAAAAUUCAAAACUCUUCCGACUCUGAAGAUGGGCUUCCACCUCUUGAAAAGAACAUGAAUCAUUUGAGCAUAGUCAAUAGUGAUGAACAAGAGAGCGAGUUUGCGGGUAUGAAUAGUGUCUUCGACGAGCAGGUACUUGCGGACAAGCUGUCCAAGCUCAAUAAAUCCGACCUGUGUAUUCAAAGUGUCAUGGUAAUUAUGACCUGGGCAUAUGAAUUGUUGCCUUAG
Sphenostylis stenocarpa is the source of this 981-nucleotide messenger RNA. Lineage: Eukaryota; Viridiplantae; Streptophyta; Magnoliopsida; Fabales; Fabaceae. The record is from the annotation of a GenBank genome assembly.